This is a messenger RNA of Schistosoma guineensis, 3944 nucleotides long. NCBI's taxonomy places the organism in Eukaryota, Metazoa, Platyhelminthes, Trematoda, Strigeidida, Schistosomatidae. The record is from the annotation of a GenBank genome assembly.
AUCGGUGCUGACUCAUCGCUUGCUUCAGAGUACAUACGACUUGUCCUUGUGCGCACAAAGCGCUUCCUUUGUGUCCUGAGGCGAUCAGGGGUAUUUCUGAUCUUCAAUGACACGUGAUUACCAAUGCCAGAUAACAAAUGUGACGAACCAUUUGCUCAAAAUAACACUGAUACUGUGAAGUCAACUCGUCCUUUGCAUGUGAUUACGCAAUAUGCGAGAGCGGAUGUUUCUGAAAUGCAUUCACCUGGUAGACCAACCAGUUUAGGACUGUGUUUAACAAACGCUUCAAAUCUGACAGAUGUCAAGAGCUGUUCCUUGUCGCUUCGUAAUGUUGUAUCUCAAGAAGUUUGUUAUCAGCCAUGGACGGUCCGAGCUGUAGACACCUCAGAGUUUGAGAAGCUUCUAGGACAUCUUGGCAACAAUGGUUCUACACCAGUGACCCCAACUAGUUUUUUAAACCCAAACAAUAUAACAGAGGAUCAGGAGUUGUUUGCAGACAAUUUUUCUCGAACUUUGAACAAAGUUAAAGCUGAACAAGAGGGAUGGACAAUAAUUCCAAAUUCAUCAUCUUUCGAUAGUGUUAUUACUGAAUCAACUAGUUCUUCCUUUGAAAAGCAGGUCCAAUCAAACCGAAAUGUUUCCAUGUCUUUUAUGGAGAGUUACACUACCGGUGCCGAAACUUUAAAUUCCAUAAAGUCAGAAGGCGAUCAAACCAAUCCAUCCGUACACGUUUCCGACCCAAUGAAAAUAAAUUCACCAAAUUUAACCGAUGAACCACUGGUAUUACUAAGCGGUACGUCCAAUGAAAAUCAUACGGUAGCCCAAUCCAGUAUAAAUUCAAUACAAAAACAUAUCGCAAGUUCCAAAUCCAGUUCCUCAACCUCUAAUCCAUUCCAAGAAAAUUUUUAUUCCAAUAUCCUAUCAACUUCUAAUUCAAAUCCUAAUAAUAUCCAUAGGACAAAUACAGAAAUCCAUUGGGUAGCUAGUCUACCUACUAUUUCAUCCAUUGCCAAUGGGUUAAAACAAGCUGUUGCAGAUCGUAGAUGCGGUUCCACAGAUUUCUGUUCAAAUUUAGACUCACUUUCUUCAGAAUCACGCUUUACAAAUUCAGUUUAUCCGCACGAUAGUAUGGGAUCUCAUAGAAUAUCAGAAACUGUUUUGACAUCAACUGAAAAUAUUUUAUGUAAUAAUGAUAAUAACGACCCAGUUCACUGUAGAUUAUCACAGAAAUUACCAAUUUUAACCCCGUGUAAUCCUGAACAACAGGCUUCUGAUAUUCUUGUUCAUUAUGCUAUUCAAGAGAAUCACAAUACUGUUCAGAUGAAUGGUUCAUGCAGUGAAGGUAUUGGUGAUGACUUGGUAGCAUCAUCAUCUAGUUCAAGAUUGUGUGCCAACGAUUCAUCUGAUUUUGGGAUAAGAAAUGCUCUCAAUGAACUAUAUUCUUCCGCUCAUCCAACUCUACCUAAUGUCGGGGAGUGUAGAAUUUUAACUCCUGUUUUAUCAUCAAUUCCUGAGUCAACAUCAACUGAUGGUAAUCCAUGUAAUGAAAGUACACAAAAGACUCCUGCUCAUAUUUUUGUUAGCUGUCAGUCGACUACACCUCGAGAUAAUUCAAAUCACCUCUUAGAUAACCAUUUGAACCCAACUUCGAUCGCUAGUCAGUCACCUGGCUCUUCAGGUAUUCAUAACAGCGACAGCAUGUUAAACAGAAAUGAUAUCUGUCUAUCGCGUCCACCGGAGUCUCAUACCAAUGGAAAUUUACGCAGUCAACAGUUCGAGGAAAUGUAUUGUACACUUGGUAACCACUUUUCUGAUAAGUCAUUAUUACUCCAAUCAAACAAUAGAUUUACAACAACCAGUCAUUUAAUCUCAUGUACUAAUCCUGUAUGUGAUUCCUUUCUGGAUGCUCAUAUGUUACAAAGUUUGAGGUCACCUGGAAUACCGAGCACUGAUAUAAAGCAAGGUUCUGUUAAUUCUGUGUUUAAUCUCACACCAAUCCCUUCAUUUUUAUCCGAUGAAAGUAAUGGUGAUCUUGAUCAGAGAAAUAAUUAUUUUCAGCAGUUGUCAAAUUCUAAGUCAGAUACAAUUGAUAUGACUUCAUUUACUGCAGUAACCAGUUGUUUAAAUCCCUUUUCUGCUGAACCAUUAUCAUUAGUCACUAAUUCAAACUGUCUCAAAAAAUCUAGACGUCAUGGUGCAGGGAAUAAAAAGUCACGUAUGAAUGCUUUGAAUACUAAUUCUGGAUUACCAGUUGUUUGCGAUAGUAGUACAGACAUAAUACCGACCCAAGGUAUGUUCAAUGAUCCAAGUAAAAACAGUGUAAAGCGACCACGUAACUUAACGGGACGUGGAAGCUCAGAUGUGACUGCUAAAAUUCCUUCUAGUGUUUAUAAUAGUGAGAAUUAUCCAACUGCAAAUCAACAGGCAUAUCGUGGAGAUUCUAAUAAGUGUUUUAGCGGUAAAGUUGAAUCUUUGGCUAUUGAUGAUGCGGAUGAUACUAGUGAUCAUUCAGAAUCACUUAGCACAGGAACUGGUCAUGCUGUUAGAGAUAACACUCCAGUUUCUCCUUUAAAUGAAUUCGAACAGCAUCAUUUGAAAUUGGAGAGAAAGCGUGCUCGUAAUCGUGUUGCUGCACGUCGUUGUCGUGAACGUAAAAUAUCACUUAUCAGAUCGUUAGAAAAUCAAGUAGCUGAACGUGAUGCUCAAGUAAGAAAUUUAGAGGAUACACUAGCUCGGUAUAGAGCUGAAGGUGAACAAUUAAGAUUACAUGUAGAAAUGCUAGCAAGUUCAUAUCCUAGUUUAAAAGCUGAGUUAUAUCGGUUCCCUUUUCUUUUCCAACCAUCAUCGUCGCAUGCACAACCACCACCGCCUCAACAACAACAGCAACAACAAACUUCUAAUCAAACUACUCCAUUAAAAUCGGAACUUCCAGACACAUCAUCGUCAAAGCAUUUCACUUGAAAAGGUCGAAUAAUUACAACUAAAAAUACCAUCGAUAUAUUUUUAUAGUUUCUUUGACACAAAGUUGUAAGACAGUUUCUUUUUCCUCCGCUUGUUUGUUUUUGUUACGGCAUUUUAAUCCACAAGCCAUAUUUUCUCACUUUUCGUUUUUGUCAUAAUGAUUUCUAUAUUUUUUGAUUUUUUUUAAGAAACAAAGCUCUUUUUAGGUUUUAAUGAUGAACGGACCAUAUAUAUACAUACGUACAUCAUACUUUUCUAUAAAUCAUUUCACAUUUCCUUUCUGUCCUAUGUUUAUUAUCUCCUAGUUGUGUUUGGAAAAUUAUAUGUAGUUUUCAGUCUGGUUUUUCGUCUGUUCUAACGUAUUUAAUUCAUAUGAUCUUACGUUUAUCAUACUAUCUCAUAAUCGUGUAACAAUUAGGAAUGACCUACUUUACCGGUUAUUAUGUAAUUAUCAUUAUCUUCCAUUCGGUUAAGACCAUAAUUGAUAUUCUGAUGUUGAUAAAUGGAAUCAGCGUCAAUUUGUGCGCCUUUUUUAAAAGUUUUUUUUUUUAAUUUUUAUAUCACUGAUGUUACUAUUAGUAUUAUUACAUUGGACUGGGAAAUGUUUUUCCUAACAGAUUAGAAUUGUUUCACAGGUAUUAUUUUCGAAAAAUCAAUUUUGAUUACAAAAUGUUCAUUCUCUUUUUGCUUUGAUGGUUUUCUACACUUGACAGUUUUUAAUUGUUACAUAUUCAUUGUAUUGCCUAUCACUAAAUAAGGUAAGUUGGCUGCUCAUAUUUUGUUUUCGUUAAGAGUUGGGAAGAAAAACAUUGUCACUUUACGUAUUAAGUCCAGUUGUUGUAUUUCUGAUCAUUUCUUUUAUAUAUACACAUUUUCUGUCUAUAUAUGUUUUAUGAAAUAUGCACAUAUAUUGCCUUUAUUAUAUAAGUCAUUGUAAGCCAAAUGCUAUAUAUAUAUAUAUAUAUAUAUAUAUAUAUAUAUAU